GCGGGGCCGGGGGGCCCGGUGCCAGCCCUGCCUGCACCGGGGAUGCAUCCUGCCUGGUGCAUGGCCCCCGGAGGAGGCACAUGGGCCUGGCAGUGCCCCUCACAGUGCUUUGUCACGCUGUGGCCAGUGCAGGGUGACAUCAGAUGCGGCAGUCGGGACCAUCCCUUGAGAUGCCGGGGCAACCGGGGGAACUGAUUUUGUCUCCUUGUCCCAGUGGUGCCCAGCCACGUCCCUGCAUUUUUUGGCCAGGAGCACUCUCCUCAGCAUAACCCGUUCGUUCCAGCUUUGCUACGGAAGCACCUGGGACAUUCCAGAGUAAAGCCAUGGAGGGGACAGGGGCACCUACAGGAUGGCACCUAGCUCCAAGGGGAGAGUUGUGUCCCGAGACAGGGAAUGCAGCAGAUGGGCCAAGGAGCGUUCAGGCCCCGCCCUGGGAGCCACCUCUGGGGGAUCUUGGCUUGGGACGCUGGGGCACAGGGGCUUCCCUGCACCCCAGGGAAGCUGGGGAAGGAGGUGCAACAUGUGGCUGCAGACUUGGAGUUGCCCCUGCACCCCGCUGGGGGACAUCGCUCCCUGAGACCCUGAUCACUGCUCUGCUGGGGCCAUGCACGGCAGGGACCAGACUCCCCUGUGCGUGUCAGGGCAGCAGACGCUGGGCAGGGGUGUUGGAGUGAAUGACUACAAUGGGCCCAGCAUGGUGCCCCACACCCCGCCGUGUCCCCAUGGGACCUGCCUGCCCAUCCUGCCCCUCAUGGCCCCACUCACCGGGGCUGCUCUGGGGCUGCAUGUCCCAGCUCAGUGCAGGCAGUGGGCUGAGGAGCCAGCGCAGGGCCAGGGGGUGGCUGCACCCAAGGACCCUGCGCUAAUGGAUUUGGAGUUUCCAAGGUCAGGCUCCCACUGCAAGCAAGAAAAACAUUCCCAGGGAAGGGCCAUGGGAAAGGGGCCCCCCCGUGGCACUCCCAGCCCCAGCCACUGCCUCACGGCCCAGCCUGGCAUCCCAGGCUGCUUGUGUGGGGAGGUGGCUGUGUGCCCCUGAGGAGAGGUGCUGGGCGAAGGCUGGGCCACUCCAGCUGUCACAUCUCUUGGAAGGGGUGCGUGGGGUGGCGAGGGUACCUGGCUGUGUGUGGAGAGGAUGGGAGAGGGGGUCAUGCAUGGUGUGCAGGAGGUGUUGCAGGGUGCUGCAGGGUGAGGGAGGGAGUAGCAUGCUUUUGCAGGGGCAGGGAAGAGGUGUGCCAGCUUCCAGCUGGCCAGCUCGAUGCCCACCCCCUCCCCUCUGCAUGGGCGCUGACCCCCACCUCUGCACUUGCAGCCAGCAUGGAGCAGCGAGCGGGGCCACCAGAGCCGAGACCUGCAGGACCCACCACACACCCACAGCCCAAGGAGGGAAUGCUGUGGGGGCUCCUCGCUAUCCUCUCGCUGCUGGCUGGGCUGGCCACAGGCACCCUGCGAACACCACACUGCAAUGAGACGCUGGACGCGUCCCCCACGCCGCGGGGCAUGGCCACCACCAGCCCGGCUGUGGAGGGUGGCGUGGAGGUACCGCUCACCGCUGCCUGGAGCCAGCUGUAUGGGGACAACGUGACGACGGGUGGCCUGGGCGCUGCGGAGCUGGCGGAGGACCUGCUGCUGCGUGCCGAGCGCUCCCCGCCAGGCACCAGCAAAGGCAAGAAGAGGUUACAGAAAUCCUCACGGGCAGCCCGUGGGCGCAACUGCCACAUCCGCAACCUGAUGGUGAAGGUGCGUGACCUGGGCCUGGGCUUCAACUCAGAUGAGAUUGUGCUCUUCAAGUACUGCAGCGGAUCCUGUCACCGGGCGCGCAGCAACUAUGACCUGACGCUGGGCAGCCUGCUGCGGCAGCAGCUCAUCACCCCGGGGCCGCAGGAGCGGGUCCUCAGCCACCCCUGCUGCCGGCCCACCCGCUACGAGGCCGUCUCCUUCAUGGACGUGCAGAACACGUGGCAGACGGUGGAGAAGCUCUCGGCGGCCGAGUGCAGCUGCAUCGGCUGAGGAGGGGGCCGCCGGCUCGGCCCCGGCUCGACACACGCCCGUAGACCCCAGCUCGCGGGCAGACCCCAGCUCGCCAGGCGUGGUGGCACCGGCACUCAGAGGAAGGGUCUGGCAGAGGCCGGUGCUCCCGGUUUUACGUGGCCACAAAGGACUGAGGCGAGAUGGAGCCGCGAUGGGGGGUGGGCGGCUGAGCCCCCUCCCGCUCAGUGCCAAGCAGCUGGUGCCACUGGCUACGCGGGGUCCUGCCCGGGUGCGCCCCGGCUCAGCCCUGGGAGAGGAGCCGGGUGGGGUACGGAGCACCCCUGCAGCUCGCAGGGCUCUGC
Molecule: messenger RNA, 2330 nt
Organism: Athene cunicularia (burrowing owl)
Lineage: Eukaryota; Metazoa; Chordata; Aves; Strigiformes; Strigidae
Gene: ARTN
Product: artemin
Exons: 3
Coding region: 1315-2007 (230 amino acids)
Molecular function (GO): growth factor activity; glial cell-derived neurotrophic factor receptor binding; receptor tyrosine kinase binding
Source: RefSeq, a predicted model, not a curated record